GAGACCCAAACUCUAGGGUUCGUCCGUGUAAAUGCCAAAUCACCGACGAAAGUGCAGGCUGAGCUCACAAACAGGACCAAAUGGAUACCAUGCGUAAGACUUCUGGAUGAGAGAAGGAGGAAUUAAACUGCAAAGCCGCUCAUAGUGCCGCUAAAUCACGCUGCUAAAUCUCGCGAGAUUUCGGCACGAGCUGUUCUCCAUAAUAGCGAGCUUGCUUGAACUCUGCAGAAUCACAAGGAGCAGCGCCGGGACAAUGGCUCUCCGGGGCUGCCGUGCUAUCAGAUGGCGAUGUGAUGAAUGAAUGCGACGUUUCUUUCUCAGUUGAAGAGCCCCGGUGUCGCCGCGUGACCGACGCCUCUGCCUUGUGUCUCCGCCUCGCGUCAAGCAGCGGUGCAGAGAAUCCGGCGGCUGCUUGAAUGCAGAUGUUACUUCGGGGAGAAUCUGCGAGUAUUUCAGCUUUUUACCAUCUGACAAUAAGCAGAUCCCAGGGUUGCCGGCUGCCGGAGGGACUGUGCUGGCCCAGCUGUCUGCUACUCAGAGCCCCCUGUGUUUAAAGACAGAUGCUUUUAUUCUGCGGGACAAUGAUUUGUGGUCAUGAGCAGGACAGUGUGUCAAAACCCAAAAGGAAUAGCUGCUAAGAAGCUGCAUGGACUCUCAUGGUGUUUAAUCCUGGUCAGUGUCGUUUCUGUAAUUAAAGAAAUCAUAGACCUUCUACCUUUUUUAUUGUAUGGUGGCCUGAUGGGGACAAGGGCACUGACCGCACAUUCCUCAGUGUCACGGUCCCUCUGUCAGGCCCUUCUUACGAGGGGGAGCUGCUGUCUGCUCUGCCCUCUGUGCUCCAUCUCUUCCCACUGCAAUCCUCCCCCAACCCCUUCGCUCUUACUUCAGUUAAUGCCUCUUUUUCUAUUAUCUCCAAGCCUUCAGUGUAAUGGGGCUUUUGGGAGUACUGAGGAAGGGGUUGGAGUGUGUGGGUAAGCCUGGAACUAUGGAGGACUCCAGGUUGUAUGUGUGUGUGUGUGUGUGUGUGUGUGUGUGUGGGGGUACGCAUGAGGCAACUGUAUUGUGAUUAUGAUGUCGUUUUUCCAAGGGUCUCUGGACUGACCAGGUGGAGGGUGAGCGGGCAGCCCAGGGGAGUGUUCCGUGGUGGUAUCACGUGUUCCUACCAGACGUCCACUGUGUGCCUGAUUGCUGACCCACCCCCCGGGGUUAUGAGAGCAGCACUCGUGUGCGGGGUCGUGGCCCGGCUGUGAUGUAUGCCCCCAGCUGCAGGAUGAACCUUCCGGCGGUCCUGAACGGCCUGCUGGUGUCAGUGGUGGCGGCAGUCCUGUGGAAGUACGCCAGCCUGCGCGAGCACGCCUCCCUGCUGGAGGAGGAGCUGCUGUUGACGCGCCAGUCGCAGGAGCUGUCUCAGGCGCGUGUCGACUAUCAUGCCGCCCUGCUGGCGCUGCAGGAGCAGGGCACGCGCAUGGUCUGCUCGGGCAAGAUGCACACCGACCGCAUCUGCCGCUUCGACUACCUGUGCUACUGUUCUGAGGCCGAGGAGUUUGUCUUCUUCCACAGCAAUGCCUCGGUCAUGCUCCCGAACCUGGGCCCGCGCCGCUUCCAGCCUGCCCUGCUGGACCUCUCUUCUGUGGAGGACCACAAUACCCAAUACUUCAACUUCAUGGAGUUGCCAGCUGCCGCCCUCAAGUUCAUGCCCAAGCCCGUGUUUGUGCCUGACGUCACGCUCAUUCUCAACCGCUUCAACCCCGACAACCUCAUGCACAUCUUCCAUGACGACCUGCUGCCUAUCUUCUACACCAUGAGCCAGUACUCGGACCUGGACAGUGAGGCGCGCCUCGUCUUCAUGGAGGGAUGGGCGGAAGGGCCCUACUUCGAUCUCUACCGACUGCUCAGCAGCAAGCAGCCACUCCUCAAGGAGCAGCUGAGAAACUUUGGCAAGCUGCUGUGCUUCACAAAGUCGUAUGUGGGCUUGUCCAAGAUGACCACCUGGUACCAGUAUGGCUUUGUCCAGCCGCAGGGCGCCAAGGCCAACAUAUUGGUCUCGGGGAACGAGAUAAGACAGUUUGCAACUUUCCUCAUAGAGAAGCUCAACAUCACUAGGGAGGAGACCCCGGCAAGUGAGGAGUACAUUGUGGUCUUCAGCCGUACUGCUAACAGGCUCAUUCUAAAUGAGGCGGAGCUGCUCCUGGCGCUAGCUCAGGAGUUUCAGAUGAAGACCGUCACAGUGUCCCUCGAGGAGCAUUCCCUCUCGGAGGUGAUCCGUGUCAUUGCCGGUGCCUCCAUAUUGGUCAGCAUGCACGGAGCACAGUUGGUCACCUCCCUUUUUCUCCCACGUGGUGCUGCUGUAGUAGAGCUCUUCCCCUACGCUGUCAACCCAGAGCACUACACCCCUUACAAAACCUUGGCCUCCUUACCAGGAAUGGACCUCCAGUAUGUAGCUUGGAGAAACACCAUUGAGGAAAAUUCCGUGACCCAUCCAGAGCGACCUUGGGAGCAGGGUGGAAUCGCCCACCUGGAACCGGAGGAGCAGGCGCGAAUUCUCCAGAGCAAGGAGGUGCCACGGCAUCUGUGCUGUCGCAACCCCGAGUGGCUCUUCCGAAUCUACCAGGACACCAAGGUGAAUAUUGCUUCUCUGCUGGAAGUCCUGAGGCAGAUUCUGAAGUCCAAGCCCAACUUGAAGAGAACCAAGACAGGCAAUGUUGUGCACCCAGGACGGGUUCGGGAGCCCAAGUGCCAGACUUCAGUGCAGGCCACCAACGAGGCUAAGAUGAUGGUGUCGUGGCAAAUUCCCUGGAACCUGAAGUAUCUUAAGGUCAAGGACGUCAAGUACGAAGUGUGGAUUCAGGAGCAAGGCGAGAACACUUACAUGCCUUAUAUCCUACCGCACCAGAACUACACCUUCUCUGAGAACAUUAAGCCCUUCACCACGUACCUGGUGUGGGUGCGCUGCAUCUUCAACAAGAACCUUCUGGGCCCAUUUGCAGAUGUCUUGAUGUGCAAAACCUGAUAGCAGCUGGUUGGCAAAGUCAUAGAGGGCCACCAGGUGUCCUGAUCCAGACAGUCGGAUAAUGUGGCAGGAGGGUAUUCGCUGUGGCAUGGGAAUGACAUUUUCGUCACUCUGGGUUGCCCGCAGUCAGACUGGGCAGAAACAAGGUCCCCUUUUGGAAGCGCUGAGAUUAAAUACCUGUGACACUGGAUGGUCACCUUCCAUAGGGCCCAGAAAGUGUGAAGCCCUUAAAUGAAGAGUUUUAGGCAGAUAUCAGUUUAUGAAGCUAUGAACAGAAGAGUCUAUUUAUGAUUUGAUGUCAUUCUGCUGUAGUACAGGACAUGUUAGCACAACUGUAGGUCUACAUCUAGGAUGCACAGAUUGUCUUACACUGGUAUUUAUAAAUGGAAGGAAUAAUGUUAGUUAUUUAAUUUUUAUUUAUUGCUCAGAGUAUUUGGGUUGUUUUGUGUUUAGUAUAAUGUAGGUUUACUGCAAAUUAAUACCCAUUUCACAUUUUUUUUGCCAUAAAUUAUUAAACUAUCAAAUAGAUUAGAAUCAGGUAAAACUAGAAUUAGGUUGGAUCUUCUCCAUUUGCUUGGUUAUUCUGACUUUUUCAUUAGUUGAUGUUUUUGUUUCAGGGACGUUGUACAAAGUCUGCAUAUGGGGGUGGGGAAACAGAAUGUUUUUACAACGUGUUGAUUUUUAAUGUUUGAUUAGAGUAUGAGUUGAUCGUAAUUAUAAGGAUCUGAAUCUUGUCUGUGUUUCUUGGGACAUUUUGGUAGCAUAGAUACUGUGGAGGAGAAGUUAAAUUGUAGUCUCCAAACAUGUUCUUUCCUCCAUCUGUUGGACUGGACAUUUUCUUCUUACAGAGUAAGCGGUUCUUCGUGGAGGAGAUCAUGGUAAAAUACUCAGCUUUUUUUUGUUUGUUUGUUAACGUCUGACUGAACAUGUAAAAAAAAAAAAUCCAUUAAUUCUCUAUUUUGCCUUGAGAGUGUUCAUUCUGGGAUGGAGAGGGAGAAGGGAGGCUCCUGUAUAUUAAGAAUAGCUUGUGAUAUUCUGCUACCCCCGGGAUCAGUGAUAUAUAAAAUGUCCAUUUGUAUACAGUGAACAUGUUACUAUAUAUUUGUAAUUAUAUGAAUUAUAUUUAACAUGUAGUAUGAUCCUAUUAAAGCCCAGCACAGUCGGUAUAUAC
This is a messenger RNA of Brienomyrus brachyistius, 4181 nucleotides long. It is a transcript of the gene pomgnt2, whose product is annotated as protein O-linked mannose N-acetylglucosaminyltransferase 2 (beta 1,4-). Gene Ontology annotation, biological process: protein O-linked glycosylation via mannose. Bases 1250 to 3010 code for a protein of 586 amino acids. The record is from RefSeq and is a predicted model, not a curated record. Gene Ontology annotation, cellular component: endoplasmic reticulum. The transcript is spliced from 4 exons. Lineage: Eukaryota; Metazoa; Chordata; Actinopteri; Osteoglossiformes; Mormyridae. Gene Ontology annotation, molecular function: protein O-acetylglucosaminyltransferase activity; protein binding.